Molecule: messenger RNA, 4921 nt
Organism: Chlamydomonas reinhardtii
Lineage: Eukaryota; Viridiplantae; Chlorophyta; Chlorophyceae; Chlamydomonadales; Chlamydomonadaceae
Exons: 11
Coding region: 265-3747 (1160 amino acids)
Source: RefSeq, a predicted model, not a curated record
GUAAAGAAUAAAAUGCCGGCACAAAGCAUAGCAUAGGGCCGGGUGCGCCCGAUAAGCUUGGCCACCUGGAACUCAAAUUCCAGGCCUCGACAGCCGGGGCGGAGCGCAAGCUGUUUGGCUCAACAUAGUUUCAAAGGAGUGCCCGUAACUAUCUUUAAACGCCAACAAAGAUCAGCGCCUAUGAUUAAACCUAGCAGAGACAAGUUGUAAGGUAGUGGGCGCUCGCGGCGUCGUCUGCGGCGCAGCCGCUUGUCUAAAUCUGAAAUGCCUAGCCGUAUAGAUGACGAUCUAGAAUGUGGAGCUCGGUCGCUGGCGUGCCUUGGCUACGAGGACCCUACAAACUAUGAUAAGGUCGGCGGUGGGGUCCGGCACACGCAGGCGUGCUGCUGCCCGGCCACUCUCGUGGCAGCCAACACUUCCCUACUGGAGGGCGAGGAGGCUGAUGGGGCAGCGGGCAACAUACCUUGCUCCAGUGGACUAAGCAUUGGGCCAAAAGGAGCGGAGGCCUAUGGCGGGGUGUGCCGCUCCCAAAUAAUCUGCGGGCUUCUGUGCCUCGGAGCUCCGGUGCUGUACACCGAAAACGUGAUCCUCCGCCAGCGCAUUCGGCAGAAGUACGGCCUGCGGCACUCCAGCUCGUGUGCGGAGAUGGCGGCCAACUGCUGCUACCCGUGCACGCUGGUCCAGGCGCACACGCUACUGCGCGAGCGCCAGUUCCAAGAAGCCAACGCAUUGCGGCACUCGAUCUCGAAGGACGUCCACGGUCCUCUGGAGGCCGCCAUGCGUGCCAUGCGCCGCACCGCCGCGAAUGACGUUGCUCGGAACCAGGCCGUCAACGCCGACCAGCGGCGGUCGGCGCAGGUGCCGCACCGGCCGGAGAAAGAUGCAGCCACGUCUGUCGGCGUCGUGCCUGCGGACGAUGCCGCGCUCGCUCGUGACACGCAGCGCGGCGCUGCGGCGGCUGCAAGUGGCGGCGGUGCGGACGAGCUGAAGGAAUCGUUGUCAUUCACAGCGCACGCGCACACGCAUGCGUCAGGCGAGGAGACGCCGGACAAGGUGACGCUGUUUGGGCGGGAGCGGCCCGCGCCCACCCGCCAGCUGCCGGCCGCCAGCGCCAGCAGCGCGUCCGGCUCUCGCAGCACCUCCAUUCCGCCUGUGGAGUACACAGAUUCGCCGCGAAUGGGCGGAGGCGGCGGGGCCAGCACGGGAGCUGCGGCAACCACGUCUUUCGCCGCCUCCUCGGCCUCGCACGACACCUCCGCACACCACCAUGACGCGGAGAGCGCCCUCACGGACUCGGCAUCCUUCCCCGUCCCGGCCGCCCUGCCCAUCCCGACCAUGGUGCGCGAGCCGCCUACAUUUGCGGUGCCGCCCACACUUAAACCACCUGACUCCAUGGACUCGGAGGUGGUGGCGGCGUGGAUGCAGGGCCCCAAGCUUACGCACCUUUCGCAGUCCCUGCAACGGCCAGCGCAGCCGGAGACGUCACGCAACGGCCCCGCUGCAGCUCCCGCCGGCAGCAGCCGCGCAGGCGCGCACCACCCCACCACCUCGGUGGGCAGUGAUGCAUCGCUGUUCAGCAUCGCGCUGGACCCGCCCUCCUUGCACGCCUCCCCCAUGCCGCUUAUGCCCGGCAGCCAUGGCAGCCGCGCCGCCGCCGCCACCGCCAUCUCGCCCGUUGUCGUCGCCAGCUCCACCGCGUCACCACCCGAGGCCGACAGCUUGCCGCCCUUGACGCGCCUGCCUGGCCCCACAUCCAUCGGCGGCUCCAGCGACGGCACGGGCCGCGGCAGCAGCAGCGGUGGCGGCGGCCUCGACACCAUCACCUCCAGUAAGCUGUCAGCCAUGAUAGAUCGGGAGAUGCUGAACGGCGGCAGCAGCGGCGGCGGCAGCACGGCUGGGCCCACGCCCAGCCAGUCGGCCGUGUUCCGCGACAGCACUGCUUUCCGCCACAGCGUCAUGGCACCCAUCGCGGAGGAGGAGGCAGCGGUGGCGGGCGGCACGACCGGCGCCAGCACGCCGUCGGCGUCCGUAACGGCGCUGCCGCUGCCGCCAUCUGCGGCACUGACGGACUCGGUCGUACUUGGCGCAAGCGUGGCGCUGGGCCAUGGUGGCAUGGCGGCAGCGGCACCGCCGGCACGGAACAGCACGCAGCAGCGUACAAGCCAACAGCGCGGCAGCUCCGCCGCGCCGUCGAGCGGCAUGGGCGGCUUGCGUGCGGGCGGGCCGGCCGCAGCCUCUCGCGGCAGCCGCGGUGGUGCUGCAGGCCCGAAUGUGGCCGUGGCGGCCGGCAGCGCCGCCUUGACCUCCCUUUCACGCAUGGGCAGCGAGAACGGCAGCGGCGGCGGCGCUGCCCCUGGCGGCGGCAACAACCGCCGCAGCGGGCCCAGUAGCCUGCAGCGCCGCGCCACCGGUGGUUCUUCUUCGUCCCUGGCGCCAGCACGUGCCUCCGUCGCGCAGCCGCGCGCCUCCGUCGCCAAGCCCGACGGCGUCAGCGCCGGCAGCAGUGCAAAUGUCAGCCGGCGCACCACGGUGGCGACGGGCGACGGCAUGGGCGCGUCCGGCGACAACUUCUCCUCCCUGCACACGCAACCGCCGCCACCACCGCACCAGCCGUACCUGCACCACCCGGCCGCCGACGGCCUGGAUGACGAUGCCGUGAACCUGGCCUCCAUCCGGCCCAGCUUCAUCGACGCGCCCAACAUGGAGCAGUUCAAGUCCGCACUGCGUGCCGCCGGCGAGCGCGCCGACGCGUCCAUGGCAGCUGCAGCGCCCGUGGCGCCCGCUGGCGUCAGGUCCAGCGGCUUAACUCAAACGCCACCGCCGCCGGCAGCAGCAACAGCAGCAGCAACAGCGACUGCGUCACGGUCGUCGUCGCGCCUGGGCGGCGCCGUGGCGGUGGUGGGCCACAUUCCGCCCGCUUCGGCCGGCAGCUGCCGGUACGGUGGCGCCGCCGCCGCGCCCGCCGCCGCCAUGUACGCGAGCUACUGCGGCGAGGGGCCCUCCCACGAAUCCGGUGACCACGACUCCGCCCUCGAGGACGAGGCCUCCAGCGCCAUGGACGGCCCCGUCAGCAGCGCCGAGGCGUCCAGCGCCACAGCCUCUAGCACCGUCGCGGGUGGCAACGCGGCCGCAGCCCGCCGUGGCGGCUCCGCCGCCGCUGCCAAGGCGGCCCCGCAGGCAUCCUCCUCUUCUUCCUCUCGCGCCUCCGGCGCCACCGCAAUGGACGGUGACGCUUCCGUCUCCGUGGCCGUGCUACGGCCCACUGGGCUCGCUGUGGGCGCCUCCGCCGCUGCCAGCGUCGCCUGCGGCGUGGGCGGGCCGCAGCCCGCCACCAGCCCCUCAGCGGACGUGUCAGCCCUGUCGGCGUCCAGGCAGAGCGCCAGUGGCCUGAGCAACGGCGACCCCGGUGCAGGGACGUACGGCCCCGGGCCCUACGACUCCACCGCGGACUCGGCUGUGGCGGUGUCGCAGCAACGGAAGCAGACGUGGAUGAACUGGAUGACCCAGUCUUACAUGUCGGGUGGCGUCGGCUCGGACGCGGGCUCCUCGAGAGUCAUGAGGUCUGGGCUGGGCCGGCCGGGCGGGGCGCCGGCCCCUGGAGUCAGUGGCGUGCGGGCCGCAGGUGGUGGAGGCGGCCGAGGUGGAGCUGCGCCGGAGCCGGCGAGCAGCUCCAACAGCGUGAGCGUGAACCAGCGUGAUGUGCAGGACGAUGCCGCGUCGGGGCCUGUGUACCGCAGAUGGACCUAGGGGAUGACAUGGCGGCAGGAGGAACUGAUAGCAGGCUGUAUGGCGGGGCAGGAGGAAACGGUCGUGAUUGGUUGGAGCAGCGAUUCGUAUAGAAUAGUUCAGGGGUUGUCAUGUGUGGCAGUAGUUUAGUUGUGCAUGGCGUGCGUAACCUUGCAUUCAAUCGGCGUGAGCAGGUACUCCUACAUGCAGCCGCGAGAACUGUGAUCGGGAAUGCAGGCAUUACGUAUCGGCGUAUCGUGUGCUGAACGGAAGGAGCGCGUCCCCGCUAAUUUGCGGAUGUUGUGCGUGGGCCGUGACUAGUGUAUGUUGCAGGCCGCCGGCUACGCUGCAAAGCUGAGAUCAGUGCUUAUGUGUGUAUGGGGGGGACUGGCGUGCAUGGGUGUGCAGCCAUCGUGCACCCUGCACACCCCAGGCCCGCAAAUUGCAGCUACGGAUUUGCGGAAGUAGGUGCUGUUACCAUGUAGGGAACUAGGAACACCCCUUGUAAGUCUUACAGGAGGCUGCCAUGCAUGCCAUGUUCAAGGAAUGCUCCGUCAUGGCGGCCCCAGCAUUCAGAUGACCGGCCUGUAAACUUUGCUGGGUUCAAACCAACGGCUCGCCAUGCCGUAAGACGGUAUACCGGCGUUGCGACGAGUGCAGUAAUCACAGAUUCGCCACGUCCGUAUAGAUAACGGCGGCAGGCUGCUAGUAGCAAUCGCUUGUCGAAGAGUGGUGUAGACGUAUACAGGCCGCACCCCUGGUCGUAUCUGAGGCUGUGUUGAAUGUCACCUCUACGCUGCACGUCGUCGGGCGAGGACAAUUGGCAGCGACGACGUCCCAGUGUGGCGUUGGAGCCUUGGGGGAUGGAGGGGGAGUGGAAGGCGCCGGCUUUCCAAGUCGUGACCCGUGGCCCUGGCAGCAAGUGAUGUAUUCGCUUGGCCAUGCUUUAGCAGCGCGCAUGGCAUCGUGAGUCACGCACAUGCGGCGAAGGGGGAAAGGGGAAGUGUUGUGCUGGCAUGGCGCGUUUGCCAUGGCAUGCGGAACGGAACGUUGGCAAGUUAUUAACUGUCGUUCGGAGCCCGCCGCUCUACCUCUACAUGCUCCUGCCACAGGCACUUGUUCCGUCGCCAUGCAAAAAACAGAAAACACCUCUUUGGUACGGUGUGAUGGUACACGCGUGUAAGGUUUGGCUGUA